AUGUGCUGGGGAAAUCACGUUAGAAUUCUCUUCACUGUGACUUUGGUGUGGCAGGCUGUUCAUUUAGGAGAAGGCCGUGAAAAAGAACGUGAAGAAGAUGUGAAAAGUCUCAAUGCCACAGCACAAAAGCAGCAGCCCAAGAUCGAAGGGAGUAUUAUAAAUGCUGUCAGUGACAUGAAUCAGAGUUACGAAAGCAGAAAGCAACAGAAUUCCAGGGCAUUGGUACCUUUCACUGGGAUUACAGAGAGUAAAAAACUGAACAGACACUGCUGCCAAAAUGGAGGGACCUGUAUCCUAGGGGCUUUCUGUGCCUGCCUAAAGCAUUUCACUGGCAGAUACUGUGAAUAUGAUGAGCGCAACUGCGGCAGCAUUGCCCACGGCGCCUGGGUGCUGAAGGGCUGUUGGCUAUGUCGGUGCGGCUAUGGUACUCUGAACUGCCUCUCAGAAAUAAUGCACGACAACUGUGAACUGAAAUCAGAAGAGGAGGAAAUUACUAGACUGUAUUCUAAUGGACUAAGAUUACAGCAAACAGUGUUUGCCCUUGCUUGCCUGAUCACCAUCCUCCUGGCAUUCUGCUGCUGGCAGUUCUGA
This is a messenger RNA of Haliaeetus leucocephalus (bald eagle), 591 nucleotides long. RefSeq names its product cryptic protein-like. The transcript is spliced from 6 exons. The record is from RefSeq and is a predicted model, not a curated record. Bases 1 to 591 code for a protein of 196 amino acids. Lineage: Eukaryota; Metazoa; Chordata; Aves; Accipitriformes; Accipitridae.